AUGACUGUCCAAACACUGCUGUGUUGCCUCAUUCUGUUUACUGCAGCUUUCGUAAGUCGAAUCAACGAGGACACAGCGAAGGUCUUCACUCUCGAGGAAGCAAUGAAGAAGUUUGUUGAUGUGUUUCAAAAAGUCUACGGUGUCGUUGUGUCGUGGACUGAUACGAAGUCGGAGCAUCAAGAAAUGAAAAAACUCUUCUCUACUAAAAAAUUUCAGGUAAAAGUCGAAAGGGGCCGUGUAAAGAUUGGUGAGGCAAAAACAAGCAGCAGUACCCGCACUCUUCUGUACGCCAAUCUCUAUGACAAUCAAGCGGAUGCAAGUCAAACGUAUACCGUCACACAUUCUACUAUUCGCAAAGAAAAAUCAUCUUACACGGUGAAACAAGGAUUCAGCCUUGGCCUUGAGGUGUCGGGAGGUGUGACAUUCAAAGAAACACUCGGGCUGAGUGGCAGCGUCGGACUUAAGUACGACAAAGAAACUGCCAAAACAGACUCUGAGACGAAACUCAAGACGUUCACCGUCGCCACAGGUGUCAGCGUUCCCCCUAAUAGGACCGUUCAAGUGGAAUGGUACGCCACAACCACUAAGAAGGAUUUCAUUUGGACCUGCAAUGUGACCAUCAGUGGUUACUUUGCUAUGGGGCUCAAAACGCCGUUGGAAAACACCUACAUGCUCAUCAUUCCAGCGUAUUACCUCGCUUUUGCUAACAAGGAACUUCAUAUAGUAGGCCCCAGGCACGCACGCUUUGAGGCUUCUGGUGUAUUCACAGCAAUCACCGUCCCGGAAUCCGACAUCUACACAACUGACGUGACGGACACUUUGAAGGACAAAAUAACGAUGAUUUCUGGAAGGUCUCACACUGUUGGGUAAACGUUAGAAGCAGGCGGGUGCUUUCGGCAUAUUCAAGCGGCGGUCCAACGUCCGCAACGAUACUACUGGUGGCGUCUGUGCUCAGCAUCGCGAUCCAAAGAAGCAGU
This is a messenger RNA of Ixodes scapularis (black-legged tick), 977 nucleotides long. RefSeq lists its product as uncharacterized. The coding region runs from base 1 to 870 and encodes 289 amino acids. Lineage: Eukaryota; Metazoa; Arthropoda; Arachnida; Ixodida; Ixodidae. The transcript is spliced from 4 exons. The record is from RefSeq and is a predicted model, not a curated record.